AUGAUUAGAUUCAGCAGAGACAUACACGCUAACACAAAGACUACGGAUGACAGCAACAAGGCAUCCACGUUGUCUGCCAUCACCUCAGACACACCGUCUCCAGACGAAGAGGAUGACCUAUGCCAUGUCCCGUCAUUGCCGUCGGAUGACCAGCAACCAGGGAAUGACACACAUCAUCAUCAUUAUCAAUCAGAGGAGGAGGAGGCGGAGGAGGAUGCCAAUGACGGUGAUGAACAAGAUAGUAACACAGCACCCAUCUGUGAAUGUGGAAGACAGCUAGACAGUGGCUGGAAAUGUUCCCACUGCAGGCGGCAGUGCCCCAUUUGCAACCGAUCUCUCUCCAUUGACGCUGAAGAAUACUGUGAGAGAUGCUUUCGACUCUGUACAUAUCAUGGCUUAUUUAGCAUCGCAUUUGGCUCCAUCGAAUGCCAACAAUGUAAAAACGAUUAG
Mucor velutinosus is the source of this 450-nucleotide messenger RNA. RefSeq lists its product as uncharacterized. The record is from RefSeq and is a predicted model, not a curated record. NCBI's taxonomy places the organism in Eukaryota, Fungi, Mucoromycota, Mucoromycetes, Mucorales, Mucoraceae. The transcript has a single exon. The coding region runs from base 1 to 450 and encodes 149 amino acids.